Messenger RNA from Girardinichthys multiradiatus, 4931 nucleotides. RefSeq names its product tripartite motif containing 37 (gene trim37). The record is from RefSeq and is a predicted model, not a curated record. The transcript is spliced from 25 exons. Gene Ontology annotation, biological process: protein autoubiquitination; negative regulation of centriole replication. Lineage: Eukaryota; Metazoa; Chordata; Actinopteri; Cyprinodontiformes; Goodeidae. Gene Ontology annotation, molecular function: tumor necrosis factor receptor binding; ubiquitin protein ligase activity; ubiquitin protein ligase binding. Bases 306 to 3182 code for a protein of 958 amino acids. Gene Ontology annotation, cellular component: peroxisome; aggresome.
AAAUCCUCAGAAGAAGGUGAUCGCUAGGGGACAGUGCAAACCGCUACAUCUUCAGUUUGGCCCAGAAAGUGGCCUUUUUCGACAAAACGCCCUGCUGCCACGUCCUUAUUAACAUAGUCGAGCUUUUUUAGACGUAGAAUGUUUUGAUGGUGGUGUUUUAGGCGAGCUGGUGGAGACGUAGUGAAAUGAUGCAGCCAUUUGUGACGGUUUGUUGAUCAGGUGAAGCGGACGGAGCCGAGGAGGAGUCUCCGAAGAGACAACUCGUUUUAAGCUACGCUGAGCCCAACAACUUCAAACUGGCUGAAAUGGAUGAACAAAGUGUUGAGAGCAUCGCCGAGGUGUUUCGUUGCUUCAUCUGCAUGGAGAAACUGAGGGAUGCUCGCCUCUGCCCACAUUGCUCCAAACUUUGCUGCUUCAGCUGCAUACGGCGAUGGCUGACGGAGCAGAGAGCUCAGUGUCCACACUGUCGAGCUCCUCUGCAGCUGAGGGAGCUGGUAAACUGUCGCUGGGCGGAGGAGGUCACUCAGCAGCUGGACACCCUGCAGCUCUGCAGCGUCACCAAGCAUGAAGACAACGACAAGGACAAAUGUGAAAACCACCAUGAGAAGCUGAGUGUCUUCUGUUGGACCUGUAAGAAAUGCAUCUGCCACCAGUGUGCCCUCUGGGGAGGAAUGCACGGCGGCCACACCUUCAAGCCUUUGGUGGAGAUUUACGAGCAGCACGUGACCAAGGUGAAGGAGGAGGUGGGCAAGCUGCGCCGCCGCCUCAUGGAGCUCAUCAGUUUGGUGCAGGAAGUGGAGAGAAACGUAGAGGCUGUGAGGGGAGCGAAGGAUGAGAGGGUCAGGGAGAUCCGAAACGCGGUGGAAAUGAUGAUCGCCCGUCUGGACAACCAGCUGAAGAACAAACUCAUCACUCUCAUGGGCCAGAAGACGUCCUUGACCCAAGAGACGGAGCUGUUGGAGUCUCUGCUGCAGGAGGUGGAGCAUCAGCUUCACUCGUGCAGUAAGAGUGAACUGAUCUCUAAGAGCCCAGAGAUCCUGCUCAUGUUCCAGCAGGUCCACCGUAAACCCAUGCAGUCCUUCGUCACCACGCCGGUCCCCCCAGACUUCACCAGUGAGCUGGUUCCUGCCUAUGACUCCAGCACUUUUGUACUCGUCAACUUCAGCACUUUGAGGCAGCGGGCCGACCCGGUCUACAGUCCUCCUCUGCAGAUAUCUGGCCUCUGUUGGAGACUUAAAGUCUACCCAGACGGAAACGGCGUCGUCCGUGGAAACUAUCUGUCUGUGUUCCUCGAACUGUCUGCUGGGCUUCCUGAAACAUCAAAAUAUGAGUACCGUGUUGAGAUGGUCCACCAGGCCUCCAGCGACCCGACCAAGAACAUCAUCCGAGAGUUUGCUUCAGACUUCGAGGUUGGUGAAUGUUGGGGCUACAACCGCUUCUUCAGACUGGACCUGCUGGCCAGCGAGGGCUACCUGAACAUGCAGACCGACACGCUGGUCCUCCGCUACCAGGUUCGCUCACCUACGUUCUUCCAGAAGUGCAGAGAUCAGUACUGGUACAUUAGCCAGCUGGAGUCGGCUCAGAGCGGCUACAUCCAACAGAUCAACAACUUGAAGGAGAGGCUGGCCAUUGAGUUGUUUCGCCGCCAGACGUCCCGCAGCUCCUCGCCCCCCAACCUGAGGCUCGUUGCAGGCACCGCAAUGUCUGAGAGAGACCCUCGCUCGGUGAAAAGUGACGACGACGCCCAGACCACUCUGAGCAACUCUAAGAAAGGAGAAGAAGAGGAGAGAACGCAGCAUGAUGACUCAAAUGAGCUGUCGGACGGAGACUUGGAGGUGGACUGUCUCACCGAGGAGGAGGUGAACCCGCUGGACGGAAGCAGUACCUCAGGAAGCUCCACGGCCACUAGCAACACAGAAGAGAACGACAUAGAUGAGGAGACCAUGUCAGGGGAAAAUGAUGUGGACUUCAUCGGAAACCUGGAGGCAGAAGAAGGAGAGCUUUCUGAAGACCUGGCCGGAGCCACAGGUGGUUCCAGCACCAGCAUGCGCUCAUCACAUCGACUCGCUGCUGCAGGUCGUAGUAGCGGUGGGAGCGGAGCUGCUGCUGUUCCUUCAGGGGGCGCUGUUGGGCCAGGCAGCAGCAGCCUUCUGGAAAUAGACCCAGUCAUCCUGAUCCAGCUGCUGGAUCUGAAGGAGCGCAGCAGUGUAGAGUCUCUGUGGGGCCUCCAGCCUCGACCUCCAGUGUCUCUGCUACACAGCCAAGCACACGCCCACUCAAGAAAGGAGCGCGAGCGACGGCCGCAGGUGGUGCGGCGGUCCGCUCCAGACUCGGGCGUCCUGAUCCGGCUUAAGGCUCAGAUGGCCGAGGUCCGCACCAAGAUGGCCGAUGUCAAGAGUCAGGUUAUGGAGGCGCGGGAGUCCGGAGAGCCCGGACCGGGCCCAUCUGGUGGCUGCGGCAUGGAGGAGGUUUCAGCUCAUUCUGGUAAUCCGGACCUGCCAGCUUGUCACAAGGGUGGUGAGCUGGAGCUGGAGGUGGUGGGGAGAGCAGCUGCGGCCCGACCCAGGGCCUGUCGACCCACGAGGAAAUCUCUGUCUCCUGUCCUGGACAGCAGUGGCAGCUCUCUGCUUGUGAAGAGGAGGAGUCCUGAGGAGAUGGAGAAAGAUCUGAGAGGAGCAGGGGCUGCUGCAGAGCUCAGUCUGCAUCCUAAAGAUGGGAUAGGAGCUGUAGAGGUAGUGCUGAAGCCUGAAGUUGUCACUUGCCCCCUUGUGUCUUUGGGCUCCUCCUCGUCGGAUCAAGCCUCCACCAGCACCAAGCCGCAGUACUCGGUAGAACAGCAGCUGUACGGCGCCUCGGGGCCCCGAGACGAGAUCUUUUCUCUGGGAGGACCGAGCUACAUGACUGCCAGUAAGGCCUGCAGCGGCAGGACUCUCGGGGCGGCGGUGUUGGAGUGCAAGUCAGAAAGUUUAGGAAACUCCAAUCAGUCCCUGCUGGAGGGGAUUUCUGCUCCUCCACAGUCAGAUGAAGAUCAGUCAUCUGUGUUGGUGGCAGCAACCAGCAGUGACAGCGACACUGAGGAUGAGGCUCUGCAGAGCAGCAAUUCCCGAUACGACAACCACACUCUUCCCUGCACAGGAGAGCAGCUCCGGUCCGAGGACAAUGGUCGUCCUGCCAUCAGGUGAUUUGGCAGAACCCUCAGAGUCCAAACAGCGAAUCCACAAUGGCCAGAAAUAUUGACACUGACAUGUAGAGGAUGACCUGCUUGCUGUGCAUGAGCCUGAAAUAAAGACAAUGCGACAACCCAACCUGUUUACCAGGACGCAGAAGAACCCGGCCGAGGCGCUGAGAAAAGCAAUAUGUUCUUAAUUUUGUUUAAACAAAGUCAAAAUGCCUCCCUUCAGAGAUCCACGUUGCAAAGUUCUGGUCAUUUUGUAGCGAUAAACGUACUUUCAUUUAUUUAAUAACCACUACCUUAUUUAAUUGAAUAAAUCAGCUGCUUUCGUUUGCCAAGUAUCUCUCACGUUUUCUGUGUGGGAAUGCUUUUCUCAGUCCAGAUGUGUUUUAGUAGUUUGGUUCAUUAAAGUGCUGCUUCACUGAGUUCUGGCUUUUCCCAGAAGCCCCCACCAGCAGGAUGAUUUAAAGUCUUUCUGUCACACACCCAGUUUAGCAGAUUUAAACCUCCCAGUGAUUUUGUUUUUCUUUCCUGAAGUUAACUAUGAUAUUUUUUUCAUUUCUGUAACUGCCUUCACUGCUAAGAGCAUGCAGCAGCAUGGUUUUAUUGAUUACAGAUUUAAAGAUGGCUGCUGCUCAGAUUGUUAUGCUGAAACUUUAAUGCUUUCUGCAGAUUUAGGAAUCUGGCCAGCAUAUAUUUUUGUCUCGUCGUGAACUCUAACAUCACUAACUGAACUGGGAACAGAGGUGUAAGUUGUGUCUGCUCAUACAGACCUACUGCACAGGUUUUCUAUUAACAAAUGUAUUUAUUUAAAAGUUAAGGAGGUUUACUGAACUUUAACGAACCAACAUGAAUGAACAGUCUUCAAAGCUGCAGCAGCUCUGGUUUUCUAGACAAUCUUGAAAAUGUUCCUUUAAAAACAGCAAAGCAACAUUUUAUUUAUGAACAUACCAUCCAAAUUACACACAUUAAACUUGCAGAGAUGUUUGUUGUAUUUAUAGGUUUUAUUGUCUCCUCUUGUGCAGGGCAUAUUUGAGGUGGACGGCUUGUAAUUGAAGAUGAUCAAGACAUAUUUUCUGCUAAUCAAUAAAUAAUAAAGUGAAGCCUCCACCUGCAGGUGAAAUGUAAUUUUUGGGGCUUCAACAGGUUCGAUGUGUUCUGUUGUUUGGUGAGGUGUAAGAAAAGUGCUCAUAAUUUGGCUGGAACAACGUAGAUCUCAGAGAGAUUGCCAGUAAUAAAGGUCGGUAAUUAUAUAACAUGUUCUUUGCUGCUGUGCUGCUGGCUUUUCUUGAUGGAUUUAUUCAUUUACACCUCAGUGCUCUGAAUAAACAGAGCAGAAGCUAAUUAUAAAGGUCAAUGCUGAAACUAAGCUCUUAAAACAUGUUAAAGUUUGGCUGUUUUACACCUUUCUGGACUUCUAACUCUCAUCCAACCCUUAAAUGUCAUCCUGUCAUUUGUUUACAUUGUAUAUAUUGCAGCUUUGAUAAGGCUGGCUUUAGACUGGAGGUGCAUGGCUUUAUUGGCUUGACUAAUAGUAGGAUGACAGGGUUAAUAUUAUAUUACUGAAAAUCAGUCAUGUUGUUUCUGUUGGUGCUGAUGCACGUGGACGAACUGCAGCAGGACUCUCACCAUGUGGUGUUCUCUGUUUUCUAUUUCUAUGGAAAGCUGCUUUUGUUUUGACUGUUCCUAUAAUGCAACAUGCAUUAUUCUGUGGAUAUUUUUGUCUAAUAAAUGAAAGGUUUUACAACACAUGAAAAGA